This is a messenger RNA of Hydractinia symbiolongicarpus, 8119 nucleotides long. RefSeq names its product eIF-2-alpha kinase activator GCN1-like. The coding region runs from base 56 to 8080 and encodes 2674 amino acids. NCBI's taxonomy places the organism in Eukaryota, Metazoa, Cnidaria, Hydrozoa, Anthoathecata, Hydractiniidae. Gene Ontology annotation, cellular component: cytosol. Gene Ontology annotation, molecular function: protein kinase regulator activity; protein binding. Gene Ontology annotation, biological process: regulation of translation; cellular response to amino acid starvation. The record is from RefSeq and is a predicted model, not a curated record. The transcript has 57 exons.
AGUACAAUUUGUAUUUUAUAUAUUUUGUAGUUAAACAGUAGUAAUACAAAGCAUCAUGUCAAAAAAGAAGAAAGAAGUCAAGAAAAACCUAAAUUUGAUGGAGGUAAAAACCCUGGAAGGUUUGACAAAGAAACUACGAUCCUGUCUACUAGGUGUGACAACUUCAUCUGUCAUCAAAAGAAAAGAAUUAUUUGAGAACGAAUUAAUGCAAUGCUUGCAUAGUCCAGAGUUACAAGAUGGCCAUUUAAAAGGAAUAGCAAAAAUUGUUUUAUUAACUCUCACGCGAUACAGGGAUGCAUUAUCUAGAAGAGUUGUUUCUGAAUUUAUUGAUGAACUCUUGAAAAGUCAAGGUUUAUCAGCAGCAAAGUAUUUACUUGGAGAAAUUCAUGUUACUGCCAUGGAGCUAGCUAAAUACCAGCCAAGCAUGUGUUACGUUUUGACCUCACUGGGAUUGUUACGAUGGUGUGACAAAUUAAUUACAUUGUAUGUUGAAAAAGACUUGCAAGAAGAUUUGCUGUUUCAGAAAAUCGUAGAAGUAGAGGUGUUGUGUUAUAGUGUUGCAUGCAGUGUAAAGUCUGUGCGUGCUGUUCGAGUACAACGGAUGAUUUGCACCCUCCUAUCUCGAUUAGGGCUUUACAAACACAAGACAGCUGAACUUUACAUAAAGUUUUUAGAUGUUAUUCUAAACAAUGAUAACCAACAGAUUGAAUCUCUUGGUACAAUUGGAUUCAUUUUUCAGCAAUUAACAAUUUUAAAGUCAACCUCGAUAGUUGAUGCACCUACAAAGAAAAGACUAAUUGACUUGUUUGUUCGAAAUUGCAUUCAGGUGAAAAUUAGAACUCCGACAUAUAUACUGGAAAAUAUAAGACCAUUCCUUAAGUAUGUAAGCCAUGAAGAUUUUGUUGAAUUGGUACCAAUAAUUCAAAAGGCCUUGUUGAGAAAUCCAGAAGUUAUUUUAGAAGCUGUUGGUUAUCUACUGAUUGGUUUGUCUAUUGAUCUAUCAAAGUACAUGGAAGAUUUGUCCAAAUGUAUAUGCAGUCUUUUGGUAUCGCAAAAUGUUACUUUACAUCCUGAUGCUAUUAUGGUUGUUGAAAAUCUUGCAGUGCAGUGCAGUGAUGAAAGUGCAAUUGAGAUGCUGUUAAAACAUCUUUUCAAAAUUCUAACAGGUUCAGAGGGUAAACUAGCUAUGGCUGAGCAGCGUGUGACGGUUUUAUCAGCGAUUGCUGGUGUUGCAAAAACAACAGUCAGCGGUGCACAUAAAGAAAAACUUGCUUCCGUGGCUUACGAUGGAUUAACUUCAUUUUUAAUUCAAGAAGGCAAUGAAGGUGUCUUGCUACAAGGACUGACAGCGUUAAGCCUAUGGAGUGCAUACUUUGUAUCUAAUCUUCCAUCAACAUUUUGUGAUACAAUAAAGAAAGGAAUAUCAUUGAAAAGUGCUUCUUCUACUGUAAAAGCUGGGUAUUUUAAAGUUGUUGCUGAGGCUAUUAAAGGAAACACUGUUUUACAGGGUCUUGACCUACUGGACACACUCUUACAGGUUGUGGAGAAGGCAAAGAGUCAAGGCCAUCUUGUCACUGCUAUUUAUGAAGCUGUGACAGCUGCUACUGUCAUUGCACAAAUGGCUAUUUCUGAUGACAUAAAAGGCAGUAAAUUGGGAGCAUUUUGGCAAACUGUUCUGGCUCCUCAAAAGGGAUAUCUGGUGCCAGAGAAAUGUCUCGCUAUAGCACCAAAGGAUUAUUUGCAACAGUUAUGCAGAUUUCUUCAUGUCAUUGUUCAUCAUCAUUUUUUUCAUGUGGUAGAAAUAAAAGGACUUAGAUGUUGGUAUCAUGCUUUGAUUGUUCUGUUGUUACGAGGAGAUGUACAAGUAAGAGCAAAAACAAAGACACUUAUCAGAAAAAUAUCGAAUUUGGAAGAUGUUGAUAGAUAUGAAUUCUUUAUGAAACUUUUCGAGAUUCUUCUUCACAAAAUGGAUAACUUUCACAUACCAUCCGAACACAAUGACGCACAACAACACACACUUAAAGAGAUUUCACACGCUUACUUAGCCAUUUCUGGUUGCAUUCAUGAAAGAAAGAACCCACUAACUACACAUGAGCAACUUGUAAUGUGCUGCUUGUGCACUCAUGUUCACCACCCCCUGCUAGUGGAUAGUGGAUUCAAUUUAUUAAAGAGGGGAAUUUGCAUGGCAUUUGUCAAUAUUAUUUUAGAACAGAAAGAACUACACAAGAUGCACAUUAACAUUUUAAAACAAACUGUAGUCCGAAAAAUGCAAGCAAGUGAUUACCUUCCCUCCUUCAUGAACAAAAUUAUUGAAUAUUUAUCUGAUCCUGCAUUAAAAGACAUAUCUGAGGAGGAGUAUGGCAUUUUAAAUACAAAGAAAGGUGAAGUGUAUGAUCAAAGUGUUUAUGAAAGUGCAAAGGCGGCUCAAACUAAAGACGCAAAUGUGAAGAAGGAAUCAAAAGCGUAUUCGUUUAAAGAACAAAAGGAGGAAAUGGAACUGCGUGAAGAAUUGAAAAAGAAAAAAGGUCUGGAAACUGAGGAGCAGCGACCAGAACUGAACAAGAAACAAAAAGAACAACUACAUGCUAUUAUGGCACAUGAAAAAAAGAUCAGGGAAAGACUCACGAUCUUAAAUGAAGGAUUUGUCAAGUAUGCCACACUUUUAUCAGUAUUGCUGGAAUUACCAAGGGAAGAAAUAAUACCUUAUGCAUCAAAGCUUAAAGAUAUACUACAAACUCUGUUAAAUUCGCGACUGGCUUCACCUCUUGCUGUAGAGCUUUACAUAAAGUUAAUCAAAUGUUGCUUUCAUCCUGAAUAUAAACACUUAGGGGAAUUUGCUGGUUACACCAUGCUAAGACACAAGAAAGUUGCUUGUGCCUUGCCAUCCAACUGGUGUGAAAUAAAGUUAGAUACAGUCUCAGAACGAAUUCUGAAUAUUUUAAAUGUAUUUGUAACAGAAAGAAAUGUAUUCCUUAUGUUUACAUAUACAUGGAAAAGACCGUUCUCAGCCGUUGAGUUUUCAUUUUUUCUUCCACUGCUAGAAGUCAUCCUAAAGGAUCGUGGUAGCAUCGUGCAUUACAAUGAACAAGCUCGUAUGACAGCAUUACAGCUUAUUUUCGCACAUGCUAAACUACGUGGCACCGAAGAUUCUGUAGAUGAUCGUCCAAGCUACCUUCCACGUGAUAAAAUGUUGUCUAUUUUGUCAGAAGUUAUCACAGGCUGUGAUGGUCAUAGAAAAGAUGGAAAAAUCCAACAGUUUGCCAAUACUGUGUUUGACGAAGUAUGCAAAGCUGGAAGUGGUGGAGAGGGCUGUGCUGUGGCAACCGUUCCAGAAAUAGAACUUUUGCUUACAAACAUCUUGUCACAGUGUUCUGUUUUGCGAAACGCUUCUCUCAAAGGACUUCUAGAACUUGUAGAUGUGCUUUCUGAUUUGGAUGCAACAGUUUUGAAUACGCUUACUCGAAGAAUGAUGAUAGCUCGUUACGAUAUGAUCGAAGAAAAUGCAAAAUUAGCUGAAAUAUUUUGGGAGAAAGCAUCAUUAAAAGUUACACCAGUCAUGACCUGUGAGCUUGUAGACGAUACUGUCCAUCCACUUGGGGAAGUGCGAUUAGCUGCUAGUAAAGGUCUUGCAACUGCUCUUGGUGAACAACAGGAUUUGGCAGGAGAUGUUAUGAUUAUGUUAUUAGCUACUUAUGAAGACAAAACUAAGAUUCCUCCACCUGUUAUUGAUAACCUUGGCAGAAAUGUUUCUCCUCCGUUUAUUGAUACAUGGGAAGCAAGGCAGGGUGUUGGUAUAGCUCUGGAGAAGAUUUCACAAUACAUUCCAGAAGACCAGUUGGAUUCUCUUUUCCAUUUUUUUGUACCAAAUGCGCUUGGGGACCGCCACGAUGCUGUUCGAAAGCAAAUGUUGGAUGCUGCAAUGCAAGCUGUCAAUCAUUUUGGACAAGAUCACAUGGACAUGCUUCUUUCAAUUUUUCAAGAGUUUCUUGAUAAAGCACUGGAUUCGUCAGCUCACGACUCUAUCAGACAGUCUGUUAUUAUUUUAACGGGAUCGCUUGCAAAACAUCUGGCAAAAACUGAUCCUCAGGUCAAACCUAUAUUCUCGAAACUGAUGGCAGCUCUAGCCACGCCAUCUCAACAAGUACAGCAAGCAGUUGCAAAUUGUUUACCGCCUUUGUGUGGAGCUAUGAAAGAUGAAGCUCCAGAACUGAUCAAAAAUUUGCUCACACAGCUUCUCGAUGCAGAAUCAUACGGAGAGCGAAGGGGUGCUGCAUAUGGCUUGGCUGGCCUGGUGAAAGGUUUGGGAAUCUUAUCGUUAAAACAACAAGGAAUUAUUACCACAUUGAACGAGUCCAUUCAAGACAAGAAAAUAUGGAAGCAUAGAGAAGGGGCACUGUUAGCAUUUGAGACACUUUGCACUAUGCUUGGUCGAUUGUUUGAACCAUAUGUAGUGCACCUCUUACCACAUCUGUUGCUAUGUUUUGGUGAUGGAAACCAGUAUGUGAGAGAGGCUGCUGAUGAAACUGCAAAAGCUGUGAUGAAAAAUUUGAGUAACCAUGGCGUUAAAUUAGUACUGCCAUCUUUACUAAAAGCUUUAGAAGAAGAAGCAUGGAGAACAAAAACAGGAAGUGCUGAACUCUUGGGCGCGAUGUCGUUUUGUGCACCGAAACAGCUUUCAUCGUGUCUACCCAACAUAGUGCCAAGAUUAACUGAAGUACUUGCAGACUCACAUAUCAAAGUGCAGAAAGCCGGUCAACAAGCUUUACGACAAAUCGGUGGAGUAAUCCGAAACCCGGAAAUUCAAGAAAUCUGUCCAAUCAUACUUGAUGCACUUUCUGAUCCCAGCAAGCAUACAGUAGCAUGUUUACAAGCAUUAUUAAGUACCUCCUUCGUACAUUUCAUCGAUGCACCGUCGUUAGCUCUGAUUAUGCCAACACUGGAGAAGGCGUUAGAUCAAAGAGCAAUGGAAACAAAGAAGAUGGCGGCACAAAUCUUAGGAAACAUGUAUGCUUUGACUGAUCCCAAGGAUUUGUCACCCUACCUACCUGCUGUAGUACCUGGUUUGAAGAAAUCUCUGUUGGAUCCUUCUCCAGAGGUGAGAGCUGUAUCAGCGAGAGCUCUAGGUGCAAUUGUACGAGGAAUGGGUGAAGACUGCUUUAAUGAUUUAAUGCCAUGGCUAUUAGAAACACUAACGUCGGAUGUUAGCAGUGUAGACAGGUCUGGUGCUGCACAAGGUCUGGCGGAGGUGUUGCAUGCGUUGGGACAAGAGAGAUUGGACAAAUUGAUGCCUGACGUCAUAGACACUACCAUGAAAGUUGAAUUAUCUCCAAAUGUGCGAGAUGGAUAUUUAAUGUUGUAUAUAUAUCUACCCGCAACAUUCGGUGAUGAUUUCAUGGCGUAUAUCGAUCUUAUUAUUCCACCCAUAUUGAAAGGUUUGGCAGAUGAAAGCGAGUACGUGCGGGACACCUCUUUAAAAGCGGGUCAACGUAUCAUCAACAUGUAUUCAGAUAGCGCCAUUGAGUUGUUACUGCCACAACUUGAAGCUGGAUUAUUUGAUGAACACUGGCGGAUUCGAUACAGUUCUGUGCAACUACUGGGUGAUUUGCUGUUCAGAUUGUCUGGUGUGACAGGCAAGCAAACAACAGUUGGUGAUGAAGAUGACAACUUUGGUACAUCGCACUCUUCACAGGUUAUACUCGAAACGCUUGGCUUUGAAAGACGUAACAGAGUCUAUGCUGGUUUGUAUAUGGGACGUUCUGAUGUCGCGUUAACUGUUCGUCAAGCUGCGUUGCAUGUGUGGAAGGUCAUUGUCCAAAACACCGCUAAGACAUUGCAAGAAAUUUUACCAACUCUGUUUGAAUUGCUACUUAGUUGUUUAGCAUGCCAGAGUUAUGACAAGAGACAGGUUGCUGCUAGGACGUUAGGAGAUUUAGUUCGCAAACUUGGAGAAAGAAUCCUACCCAAAAUUAUCCCUAUCCUAGAAGCUGGUUUGGACCAUAAGGACGGCGAUAAGCGACAGGGUGUGUGUAUUGGACUGAGCGAGAUUAUGGAUUCCACAAGUCGAGAAAUGAUCAGCCAGUUUGAAGACUCGCUUAUCUCAACCGUUCGAAGAGCUUUAGUUGAUGAGCUUGCUGAUGUGAGACAUGCUGCUUCGCUAACGUUUGAAAAUCUUCACAGCACUAUUGGUCAUCGUGCAUUGGAUGGAGUUUUACCAAAUGUCUUUGAAAAACUGGACGAUCCAAAUCUUUCCGAGUUUGCAUUAGAUGGCUUAAAACAGGUGAUGGCGGUAAAAAGUAAAUCAGUGUUACCCUUCCUCGUGCCAAAACUGACAACACCUCCCGUGAACACGAAAGCACUAGCUAUCUUAUCAUCAGUGGCUGGUGACGCGUUGGUGAAACAUCUCGAGAAGAUUCUACCUGCAAUGAUACAAGCUGUAAACAAUGAAAGCGGAGAUGACUCUAAACACGAGGCAUUCGAAGGAACGAAAACAUUAAUUUUAUCAGUUGAUGAUGAUGGAGCAAGAACAAUCGUUGAGGAGUUGAUGUCUGCAGCUAAAAAUCAAAAUCCUGGAAUUAGAAAGGUUUGUGCAAAUCUUCUAGCAGUCUUCUGCAAAGACACUCGGUCUGAUUACAGUCAAUUCGUGCAGCCAUUGUUCCGUUGUAUCAUACAACUGAUGAAUGACGUCGACGAAAACGUUGUGCCGGCUGGCUGGUCAGCGUUAGAUGCGCUUGUCAAGCAUCUUGAUCCUGCGGAACAGUUACAACAUCUACCAUCUUUACGACAAGCACUUAAAUUUAUAAAAGAUGACAUCAGAAAUAACCAGCUUCCUGGAUUUUGUAUCCCCAAGAAAGGUAUUAUACCAGUGCUGCCGAUAUUUCGUGAAGGUAUACUGAAUGGUCCACAAGACAUAAAAGAGCAAGCAUCCAACGUGCUUGGUGAGGUAAUUCGUUUGACCAGUGCUGAAGCUUUGAAACCAUCUGUCGUGCACAUCACUGGUCCACUCAUUCGUAUCCUUGGUGAUCGAUUUAACUGGAAUGUGAAAGUUGCUAUUUUGGAUACGUUGGGUUUGUUGUUGUCCAAGGUUGGUAUCAUGUUGAAGCCGUUUUUACCACAACUGCAAACAACUUUUAUCAAAGCGUUGAACGACCAAACAUUGGCUGUGCGACAGAAAGCAGCAUGGGCUUUAGGUCUGCUCACAGUACUGCAUACACGAGUGGAUUCAUUGUUUACAGAGUUAAGGAAUGGUUUGAAAAACAAUGAAGAUAAUGCAAUCAGAGAAACAAUCCUGCAGGCUUUACGGACCAUCAUUUUGAACGCUGGUGCAAAAAUGGGCGAGGCAAUCAGAGCUCUUUUGUUAGAGACACUACUAGAACUUCUUGAUUCAACCAAGGACGAAGUUCGAGUCAACGCUGGUGCGGCUUUAGGAGCAUUAUGUCAAGUUUUAUCUGAAGCUGAAGUUAAAACAUUACUCAAAGAUUCCCUGUUAGACAUAAACCCAACAAUGGAUUGGACGAUUUGCCACGGCAGAGCAGUUGCUUUGUCCUAUGGCUUAUUUGACGCUCCAUCUAAGUUGUUUAGUGUUGUUGAUGAAGAUGAAAUAGUAGAUGUUGUUGUACAACAUUCGAAUAAUGACAAGGUUCCUGUGUGCACAUAUGGAGUUCAUUCAUUGGGUCAUCUGUUGAUGUUUUCAAAAGAAAUGGCGGACGCAGCUCCGUCUGUUGUUGUUACAUCCAUGAAAAAGAACUUGGUCCAUAAUUCUGUCGACAUCAAAUUAUCAGCCUUGAAAACAAUCAAACAUGUUUCAAAGCAUGUUCCUGAGGUGUUAGAAUUUGAUCGAAUUCGCUACGUCAUUCCAGAAUUCAUCUCCCUUCUGAGAGACAGAAAUACUGCAGUGAGAGCUCUGGCUGAGUUGACGCUCGCAUUCAUGUUACAGCUGCACAAAAAUGACACGCUGUUCGAUGAGUGUGUAUCGACAAUGACGGACGCUGCAAACUUUUUACAAGAAUAUCGUAAAAAUUCUUUCGCGAAAUUAAGCGACUCUUUAGCUACAGAUGCAGAUGACUACAUAUUCUCAACUUAGAUGAAUAUUACAAUUUUAAAAUAUAUCUUUUAGCUAGCA